Messenger RNA from Sclerotinia borealis F-4128, 3783 nucleotides. NCBI's taxonomy places the organism in Eukaryota, Fungi, Ascomycota, Leotiomycetes, Helotiales, Sclerotiniaceae. The record is from the annotation of a GenBank genome assembly.
AUGUACAAGAUUCUCUUUGGCCACCGGCAAGGUGUGUCGAGUAUGGAGACCAAUGGUGGAAGCCGUCUGCCUCAAAAUUCGGGAAUCUCAUUGAUGAACGUGCGAUCGGUCGAGAAUCCCUCCUCUGCGAGAUCCUCAAUUGGCGAUGAUCAGGUUGAAUCACAGAAUUCGGCGCCACGUAUCAGCGUGGAAGUAUCGCGAGAUGGUCGCGCUAAUAUCAAUGGUGGCCCGAAAUCAGAGAUAGAUGAGCUGCCUUUCAAACGAAAUCCUUAUUUCAAAUCAAGCUCAAAGAUCACAGAAGUCGACAUAAUCGGAGUACCGGCCAUUGGAGGUGACCCUGAGAAAACAUGGUGUCCGGAUGCUAAAUUUACACAAGAUGAUGUCUCUUCGCCUAGAGAAAGCGAAUUGAAAUCGGCAUUCAAGAGCAUGACUUCGGUGUCACCAGCUUACUCACGAUCUCCUUCCAAACAACCAACAAUGAGGCCUCUGAAAAGAAUGGAGCCUGCGUGGAUACUUCGUGACAUUCGAAGUCACGAGGAUAUGGACAUGGUUCGAGUGCUUUUGUAUGACCAUGGCUAUCCGAAAGAUGGUGAUACGUUGAAACAAUUGGCCAACAGACUUUUGGAUAACGUUAAAAAAUUGAGGUCAAUUGAGAAGGAGUCUCGUCCUCUUUUCUUCAUUUGCCACAGCACUGGAGGGUUAGUGGUCAAGAUAGCUCUCACUGAAGCUAGAAGGCUUAAAGACUCGAUCCUCAAUGAUUGUUAUGGUGUCACAUUUUUCGCAACACCACAUAGGGGCUCAAGUUAUCUGUCACAAUCAGGCUUCUCGAGAAUUAUUCGUGAGACCAUGGGUCUUUCACGAGAACUUCCGACGUCCAUAACAAAGCAGCUUGAACUGGAUCACCAUUCUUUGAAACAAAUUGGGAAAGACUUCAAAGCUCUAGCGACGGAUCUUAAAGUGUGGACGUUUUUUGAGACGUUGGAUUCAGAUCUUACUGGUUUAGAUCAAGGUAAACCUUUCCAUGCACCCAUCGCGUCUAUCAAGUCCACGAUACUCAAUCUACGUAACGAAACUGUGUAUCCAUUGGUGAGUACUCAUACAAAAUGUGCGACAUUCGGCCUCGUAAAUAGUCAUACCAAAGAUUCAUAUCUACUAGCACUCGCUGCUUCGGUCAAGAACGCUUGUAAGUUAAGUAAAGAAACACACUACGAACUAAAUCUCGAGAACAAAGUCAUGGUGGAGAUCAAUGGCUUUUAUGAAGGUAAUACGACAACCCCAAUGAUGGAGCCCCCAAUCAGAGUCUGGUCAACGAAUAAGACAAUACAAGACUUCAAAAGAUACGGUCCUACCAAACUUCUGAAAGAAAGACGGGAAGAGGUAUCAGUUGUGCCAGUGAUUCGACAAUUUCUAAGCCACAAUACUCGUGCUCCAUAUUUGCCACUAAACAAAGUCACUUCCGGUCAUAAGGUCAAGGAUGAUUCAUUGAACCAUAAGCCAACGUCAAGGGGCUCAAGCCCUGAUCUAUUGUCUCGAAGAGCAGCAAAUGUCAAAGCGCAACCGUUGGGAGGUUUGAUUGGGGAGAAAACAACAGGAGCAGUUCCAUCUAUUCCUGCCCUGGGGUCGCAAAUCGAGACCGAUGAUACAGCGGCUAAACCUGAGCCUCUCCUAAGGCACAGCGAAUCCCAAACGGCUCACAAUUCGUUUCUGAGCCCGUCUGGCGCUGAUUUUCAUCGAAAUAAAUCCUCUUUAUCACAGGGGCUUAAAGAAAGUGAAAGUCUUGUCACUCCUGUCCUAGCCCCUUUGCAAAAUUCCAAUGUUUCGAAACUCAAGCUUACGUGGAUACAUGUGCCUUUUAAUAAUCCCACUUGGGUCCUAGUAAGCCUCCAAGCUCUCAAUGCAUUACUCCCCACUAACCAGAAAGGAUAUUCUCCAAAGAAUAUCAAUCGAGAAAGGACCAGAUGUUCACAGCAGAAUGUUAGAUACCGAGCACUGGCAUUCGAAACAUUAUCUCCAUUAGCAUCGCCCAAAAUUGGCGUUGGUUCUAUCGACAUGAACCACAUUCAAAUGUGCUUGUAUCUACCCUACCUUCAUUUUGAUACCUACAAGGUCCUUGUAAAAAGAAGAGCUUUGGUAAAACAACGCAUCAAGCAAGGUCGAUCAAGACCUGUUCCUCAGCACGUGGCGAAGCUUGACACGCAAGAGUCUCAAGUCCUUUGGCAGUAUCUAGGACAUGAUCCUCCCAUCAAUGCCCGGCGUACACUGGAUCAGUUCGGAUAUCCUAGUCUUCUCGAUACGAGGGCGAGAGACGACGAUCAGAUGCUGUACAAGAUGACUAAAGAACGGCAUAUCGAGUCCGAUGUUGAUAAAAAUCAUAGUGUUCACGGAAUAAGCAAUGCAGCGAGGAAAUCGAGAGUGACCCACGAGAAAGAGGAAGAUGAUGAAGAAGAGGUUGAUGGAUAUUCCGGGAAUUUUGAUAGCCCAAGCGAGAGAGAUAUGACUUCUGACGAUGACGUUCUCGAUGGGAAUAUCCUCAUGGUUGAUCAGCUCUGGUUAUGGGUCAUUAAUGGAUCCGUUGUCACUUUCUUUCCUAGAAGAUCCGGACUGAAGGCGGACGGCAGAUUAUAUCAACAAGCGGACCUGCGAAACAGCAUUUUCAAUGAAGUCAACGCCGAUCUCACGCACCGUUGUGAGAAUGCACAUGAUCUUGCAGCUUUGGUUGCACUUCAUGCGGUUACCCUUUUGUUUGAACGCACUUCUCAUCCCGACUUGGAUGUUUUCCGAACAUUCGAAGAAGCGAUCAACGACCAGACAGAGAAGAUGACAGCGUCUUUUAAGAGUUUCCGUGCACGAGGUCUCCGGGACAAAGCAGUCGAUAUUGACGACCUGAGAACCACUUCUAUUCGUGCUAAACAUAAACGCGAAGACCAAAUUGUAGAGAAGCAAAAUCGUGACACCACUCACGCUCUGUUGGAACUGCGAGAUAUUGCGGAUGAGUUGAACACUCUAAAGACGCUAUUUGCUAGUCAAAUGACAGAGAUCAAGAUCAUGUUGGAUGUUUACGAAAAGCGAGAGUUGACUACGAAUGGAUUGGCAUUUUUGAGCAGUGCCGAGGUGUAUUUGGGAGAAUAUACUCAACGCAUCGAAAGGAUGAUCGAAAGUGUGAAGAGUUUUCGAGAUGAUUUUGACAAGUUGUUGGGCAUGAUACAGAGGCAGACACAGGUGGAUGAAGUGCGCCUUUCAAGACACCAGGCUGAUCUUGCAAGUUCGCAAAGCAGAUCUGUCAUGAUAUUCACGGUCUUCACAGUUAUAUUCCUGCCACUUAGUUUCUUUACAGGUCUAUUUGGAAUGAACGUCAAAGAAUGGGGUGGUGGUGAUUACCUCUCUAUUCGCACCGUAGGCGUCAUCGCAAUCCCCACAUCCUUCUCCCUUAUAACGCUCGCUCUCAUCAUCGCCUGGAGUACACGCAUCCGUCUACUCCUAAACUCCAUCGGGUCGGCGUUCACAAAUCUCUAUCGCCUCAUUCAUAAACACAUCAACAAAACCAUUCAUAACAUCUUCAGCGCCAAAAAUACCGGCGGCAAGAGAAGCGAAAUACGAAGAACAAGGCAAAGAAGAAAGAGGAGCAGAUUAGAGAAACAACGAACGCGAUUGCAGUAUGAAGAAUGGGAUUUUUGGGAAAGUCACAAGGAGCGCAGGGAAAAGGGUUAUAAGAUGCCAAGUCGGAAUCGGAGAAAUAUGUUUGGUGUAGGGUCUGGUGUUGGGGAAAGUGAUGAUGAAUGGUAA